CCGAUGAGGCCCCUCUUGUUCAAGAGGGUGGGGGCUAUGCGACGUUCAACGAACACGGCACACGUGCUUUUGUCGAGAGCCGCACGUGGGGGCGUGGUGUUGGCACUUCGCGCUACCACUAUUGCGGCCCCACGCACACUUGCCCCUAUUUUUAACAGUGGCAGACAACCACAUGCUGCACGGGCUACCAGUAUUGCGGCCCCGGCCACAACCGAUCGCGAUCCAUCGGACCACCCUUGGUUGCCGCCUCCACCGUCACGAGUGGCACAGGUUGUGGCCGCCGACCACAUUGCUACGACGGGCAGACGGGAGCCUUCGCGCGUGGCUGCAGAUGCUCGACAACCUGCUUCCCUAGUUGGGGAACAGGCAACGCCCGGGCUGGGUGCUUCUGAGGUCCCCAUUCCGGUGUCUGAUUCGUCACCAACCCCGCUUCCACCGACGACAGGUGCUGCUGCAGCUGCUCCACCUGUACUUACCGGUUCAUUGGAUCCUUUGUACCGCAUGCGCGACAUUGCAGUGGCCCAGAGCGCGGCACUUGAGAGUCCUGGUGGGUUGUUGGAUGUCGGGAUCCUUGGCGGGCGAGCCACGACGGGACGUGGUCGGGGCACCUUUCGCCAACAGGCCGUCACGUCGUAUUAUUCGGACCCUUUGGAGCACGCGUGGCAUUUCCAGAUCAUGCGCUUCAUCGUCGAGAGUGGGAUCGCGUUCAACUGCGUUAAGCUUGAAAGCUUCAAACGCGUGUUCGCGAUGAUCAUCCCGCCGGGGGUUCCAGGGGCGCCCACGCCCAAAGUACCCACGUACCACAUGGUGCGCACAUCCCUUUUGGAUGAGCUGGAUGCAGAGGUCCAAAAGUGUGUUUGGCCACUUCUAGACACGGCGAGAGAGUUUGGUUGCACAAUCAUGACCGACGGUUGGACCAACAUUAGGGGUCAGACAUUGUGCAACUACCUUGUCGGGACAAAUUUGGGGGCAACUUAUGUGGCCACCGACGUCAUGCACGGGAAGAAGGACGUCACUGCCCUUGCGACCGCGUGGCUGAAGAGAGUGAAAUCCAUGGAGAUGGACUUGAGCGACAUCACAGCGUUCGUGACGGACUCCGCCGGGGUGAACGUCGCAGCGAUGGAGGUUUCCCAGAAGGACGAGAGCGUCAAACACAUCUUCUGGAUUCCAUGCGUCGCUCAUGUGAUGGACCUCAUUCUCGAGGACAUCGGCGGGAUUGAUUGGCUUGUGGACCUGCGGGGAGAGCUCACGCAGCUUGUUGGCGACGACCGGUGGCGUGAGACUGUCUGGUCGACCAGCAAGAUCCGCAAGGACGCCGCAAAGGUCACUGCGUGUAUCGGGUCUCCUCCAUGGUGGGAGGAUUUGAGAGCUUUGUGCAAGAUGCUGGAGCCUGUCAUGGAUAUGUUGAGGCUAGUCGAUAGUGACACACGCCAGAUAAGCAAGAUUUUACGUCGUUACGAGAUUAUGAUCGCAUCUUGCUUGUCUGCGUGCCGCGACCUCGAUCGGGAGCAGCAGGACGCUAUUUUGGAGGUGUUCGACAGGCGGCGCACUAUGUUCCGAACACCCGCCCACACAGCAGCCAUGUUGUUGGAUCUCGAGUUCCGAGACCCGACGUUGAACGACGACCAGAAGGUGCAGCAGGGAUUGAUCGAAGCCCUGGUCCAACUCAGCUAUCCAGAGGGAUCGGCGCAACACGAGGAGGUCCUUAAGGCUGUGGAGGAGGAGGUGGUAGUGGACCAGCAGCUUGUCAGAGGUAGUGGUGCACUGGCGAGGGUGACCGAGGAGGAGUUGGCUCACGCCAGAGAGAGGAUGCUCAUCGUUUCCCGCAUGGUAGCCAUGCGUCUGGUGGCGGAGUCCGACAGGAGGCGACGCAGGGGCGAGGCAGGUGGACGUGGCGGGCGUGGGCGAGCAGGUGUUGGCGGGACGAGGCGUGGUAGCAGGACUGCUGCAUCUGGGACACGUCGACAGCGGGCGAACGGUUUCAUCCGCAAGGCCCGCCAGCAUUGGGACGAGGGAGACUUCUUGUUCGACAGCUCAUCUAGCGACGACGAGGAUUUAUUUGCAUUGGGCACGUCCACGCCUACGGACGAUGAGAGAGGCGACGGCGACGACAGAGGUGAUGGCGGAGGUGGUGGCGGAGGAGGUCGCGGAGGAGGUGGCGGAGGAGGUGGCGGAGGAGGUGGUGGCGGCGGAGGAGGUGGCAGAGGAGGUGGCGGAGGCGAUGACAGAGGUGGCGGAGGCGACGACAGAGGUGCUGGAGGAGGUGGCGGAGGAGGUGGCGGAGGAGGUGGCGGAGGCGAUGACAGAGGUGGCGGAGGCGACGACAGAGGUGCCAGAGGAGGUGGCGGAGGAGGUGGCGGAGGAGGUGGCGGAGGAGGUGGCGGCGGAAGUGGCGGAGGAGGUGGCGGAGGCGACGACGGAGGUGUCGGAGGAGGUACCGGAGGAGAUGGCGGCGAUGAGGGAGGUGACGACAGAGGUCACAGAGGAGGUGGCGACGACGCGGGAGGUGACGACAGAGUUGAGGGGUGUGAGGGUGACUUUCCUGUGCGUGGUCAUGGGUUUUUCUUGAAGCGGUUGAGACACGGUCCCAGGCAGGAUAACAGCAUCGGCUCUAGUGUGCGCAGGUGGCGUCUUAAGACUCUUCACGAUGCGACCGCCACGGACGCACGUGUUGCGCAGCACGAGCAGGUUCUCGUGUCUGAGAAGUCUGGGGACUCCCUGGGCGACACAUCGGACAAGGACUUCAUUCCUCAGACUUCCGACAAGUCCCUUCGCCAUCUGACACAACCCACGGUCGCGGUUCACGCGGAAGCUCGAGGAGGGGCAGCCAGUGAUGGGCAGACAAUUCCCGACGGUGCAGGGAAUGUGCCACCUCCUUCCACCGUCGUCUGCGCGGGCGCUGACGGGGCACCCAGCGUUGUGGUCCCCUCCAUAGGUGAGGUAGCACAUCCUCCCACGACUGACGUUGGAUUGGAGGACAGAGAGGUAGCACAUCCUCCCACGGUUGACACUGGUUUGGAGGACGGAGAGGUUGCACGUACUCCCAGUUGUGCCCAUGAGGGAGAGGUUGCACAUCCUGCCACGGUCAACCACGUUGGCCUCGCCUGCCCCGCUGACAGUCUUCCGCCCACUGCGGAGUUGCCCGCCAUGGACUCGGCGUUGUUUGAUCUUCCUGAUGUAUCGACUUUGAUUUCUCCCACUUUGGCAUUUGUGGCACCACCAGCGACUGGUCGAGCGGAUGACGCGGAUGGAGUGCAUAGAGGAUUCGACGAGUUCGCUGGCGACACGAUAUUGCAUCCCACAGUCUCCGCCACUCCGGCCGUUUUUCAUGUUGGGGCACCGCACGCGGUGGACCAGGGUUUGGCGCAACAGGUGGCACGGAACCGCCGUGGCGGUCCUCGCGUCGCGGCGCAACGCAGUUUGGGAGAUUCAUUUGAGAGAUUGGAUGCAGAGUAUGCGGCGCAGGAGGGUCAUUGUGCACAGGAUUCCGCACGCGAUGGGUCAUCAUUCCCGGCAGUCUCUCAGGAAGACCCACACCCAGACCCGCCACGUUCGAUGCAGGAGACGGCUCCCGACGUUGUUGCCGCCGACGUGGACGAGGAAAUGCGCAGGGAUGGUACCGUGCGCGUCGCAGCGCAACGCAGUCUGGCACGGACAUUGACCACAGAUGGUAGCGUGCCUGCUCGCAGUACAGGGUCGCACUAUGAGCAUAGAGGGUCAUCGGCCGCACAGCCUGUCGCUGAGGGGGCCAUCGCACGUAGUGUCGAAGGUGAGCAUAGGGGUCACGCGCCUCCGCACCCCCAUGGCACAGACCCUGUCGUCCACGGUGUGGCGGCGAGCACCGCAUUCCCGACGGUGUCGUUCUACGACGGCGUGACCAGGGACCGGAGGGCAGGCGAUGAGGGACAUGCAUCAGCAUGCGGACUGACAGAUGUUGGUCAAAACAUCAUCAAUAUUUGGGAGUUUCUCUUCGAAACAAAGCCGCAACAUAGAGGGGAACGUACUUAUGUGCUCAGAAGAAGAAAAGUGGAGACGCUUUUGAGGGGUUAUCAUAAAGCACCAUCGGAGAGGGAAGUUGCAUUUCUCGACCGCUUGGAGACAAUGUACUUCGACCAACAAAUCGGGGCGUUUACAAUCGCAGGUUAUGCGGCUUGUUUUGUGGAUUGUGAGGACUUUGAUGCCGACGACUCUGAAGAAGAGAGUGUUGAUGACACUUUACAAGCGGCUUUGGCAGAUGAGAGGCAAAGAGCUUGUAGCCCGGCUUCGCAGAGAAUGGGUGUUCCAGGCACAUCGUCCGGUUCUGGAGGAGCUUUGAGCAUGGCGGUUUCGACGGAUCAGUUAAUGACUCGGCCGCUGACUUCUUCUAUUGCUACACCGACUCAGAUGGCGGGCAAUACGAUGACGGUGCCAUCCGGAAGCAGUCUGGAUCCGAAGCUUCAAGCAAUGCUUUUCCYAGAGUUGUUGGCAACUCUGUUACCAUUUGCACACAGCCCAAGUACUGUUAUGGAAUUGCUAUGCUCUCGAACUCCACAACAACCUCCAUCUGAUGAGCCUUUGGAGUACGAGAUUGGAGACAUAAUCCCUGCGGACAUUGGACUGCUUUCGGGGCCUAUAAUUGCCAAGCGACUCAUGCGACUUAAUCCGGAGGUUUCUCAAUCAAGACUAGAUGUAAGAAGCGAAGAAAUUUUCCAAGAGUUCAAAACAUCGCAGUGGCUUGAGUAUCUGGAAGAGUUCUAUGAUAGACAAACCAGCCCGGCUUAUGGAUAUAAUUKGCAUGUCGGAGAAGAUCUUGARCACAAAGAAGGGGAGAGGAAAAAAACAAGYGGCGGUGGUGCGCAUGGCAAGGGAUCUGGAUCGAGCGGAGGUGCGCAUGGCAAAGGAUUCGGAUCGGGGAGCGGUGCAAGUGACAAGGCUCCGAGACCAAGYGACGGUGCAAGCRACAAGGACGCAAGUCGUGAGGAACUGCAAAAAAAUGAAAGGUCUCAAGGGCGUCAAGCAACAGAAGGCAAGGGAUCAGGAUUAAGCGGCAGUGGGCAUGGAAAGGGAUCGGGAUUGAGCACCGGUGCAAGUGCCGAGGGUCCRGCAACAACCGUCGGUGCAAUCGGCAAGGGCAUAAGUCCUCGUGAACUGCGAAAACCCGAAAUGUCUCAGGGGCCUCAAGAAACAGAGCGCAAGGGAUCAGGAUCGAGCGGCGGUGCGCAUGGCAAGGCUACAGGACCAAGCGGUGGUGGUUCAACUGUCGCGGUGCUUCACCUAUCAAAGAGUCACAUGGUCGUGUCGAACACGACACUCGUCCUGUAUUCGAGCGCUCGCGGCUUGACCAAGCAAAGAAACUCACGACCGAGUCGAACACGACAGGGGUCCACUAUUGGAGCGCUCCUAGCUUGACCGAGCGGAGAAAAUCGUGGUUGAGUCCAACCCGACAUAGCAAUGGGGAUCG
Molecule: messenger RNA, 5440 nt
Organism: Chara braunii
Lineage: Eukaryota; Viridiplantae; Streptophyta; Charophyceae; Charales; Characeae
Source: the annotation of a GenBank genome assembly